AUGUCUACAGAAACUUCCACCCAAACUGCUGCUGCUCCCUCCAAUACUGAAACGACUCAACAAAAAUCACGUCCUUCAGCACGCACACGUCAAGACACAAUAAUUGCUGACCAAAUUCUCACAACUGAUCAAGACGCUCAGUCUCAUUCGCAACUUUCUCGCGUCAUUGUUAUUGCUAUUGACCACUCUAGUCAUAGUCAACAUGCAUUCGAUUGGGCGUUUAAAAACCUAUUGCGAAAAGAAACCGAUUUGAAACUAAAAAUCUCGUUUUCCAAACUUUAUUCAGCUAUAGGCGCGACUUAUAUAGAUUUUAGCGAAAUGAUAUCAAGUGUCGAGGAACAACAACGUGCAAUCAGCCAUCAACUUUUGCAGGAGUUUGCUUUGAAAUUGAAAAAUCAGAACUUUGCUUGCAAAGCAAUCGCGAUGCGAGGUGACGCACGCGACGAGAUUGUCCGAAAGGUGGAUGAAGUCAACGCGGAUGCUUUAGUAAUAGGAUCUCGUGGAUUAGGUGCAUUGAGAAGGACCAUUUUGGGAUCCGUGAGUGAUUAUUGCAGCCACGCUUGUCAUUGCACUGUUAUUAUCGUCAAAGAACGUGAACAUCACGAAUAA
This is a messenger RNA of Ambispora gerdemannii, 609 nucleotides long. The record is from the annotation of a GenBank genome assembly. Lineage: Eukaryota; Fungi; Glomeromycota; Glomeromycetes; Archaeosporales; Ambisporaceae.